This is a messenger RNA of Drosophila willistoni, 1518 nucleotides long. It is a transcript of the gene Cyp311a1, whose product is annotated as probable cytochrome P450 311a1. Gene Ontology annotation, molecular function: iron ion binding; monooxygenase activity; oxidoreductase activity, acting on paired donors, with incorporation or reduction of molecular oxygen. The transcript has 4 exons. Bases 1 to 1464 code for a protein of 487 amino acids. The record is from RefSeq and is a predicted model, not a curated record. Lineage: Eukaryota; Metazoa; Arthropoda; Insecta; Diptera; Drosophilidae.
AUGCCUUUGUGGUUGGUAUUCGUUUUGUGUUUGGGUCUUAUUGUUUUCCUACGAAAAUGGCCAUUGCUGAGAUUGGGAUGCCGUCUGCCUGGUCCCUGGGCAUUUCCCUUGUUGGGCAAUGCCCAAAUGGUGGGCAAACUGAAGCCGGAAUUCAUUUUCCUGGUUUUCACAGAGUUGAGGGAACGUUUUGGCAGCACCUAUCGCCUCUGGUUGGGACCACAAUUGUGGGUGUUCCUUCAUACCGCUGAAGAGACGCGUCAGGCUCUACAUGAUCCGACACUACGUAAGGCGGAGACAUUUCUGCAACUGGAGCCCCUCAUUGGUAAUGGAUUGUUGAUCAGUCACGGGGCCCAUUGGACUAGACAACGACGUCUGCUGACGCCAGCAUUUCAGCCGCAAAUCCUACGGCGUUUUGCCCAUCCCGUGGCCAUGCAUGCGGAUCGUUUAAUUGCCAGGCUCAAGGAUUUGCAGGGUGCAAGCAUUGAGGUUACGGAUCAUUUGUUUUCUUGCCUCCUAGAUGCCAUAGUGGACACUUCCAUGGGCAGGCAAUUGGACACUCAACUGAUGACAGAGCAUUCGCCCAUUAUACGGGCUUUCCAUUUGAGCAGUGAGCUAUUAUUUAAGCGCAUGAUUAAUCCAUUGUUGGCUUCCGAUUGGAUCUUUCAACGCACCAAAUUGUGGCGCCGCCUUCGAGUUCAAUUGGAGAUUAUCCAUCAGCUUAUGGAAACGGUGAUCGAGGAGCGUGCUAGAGAGCUUCAGGAUGCAGAGCAGAACAAAUCAGACAAAUCUCGUACAUUGUUGGAUACUUUGUUGCUGGCCAGAUUUAAUGAUGGAUCAUCAUUGAGUCGUCAGGAGAUACGGGAUGAGAUCAAUACCUUUGUCUUUGCGGGCGUGGACACCACCACAGCGGCCAUGUCCUUUGUCUUGUAUGGCUUAGCCAAGCAUCAGGAGAUUCAGGACAAGUUGCUGAAUGAGAUUAAAGAGGAGCAAGCCAACGAUUUGGAUGCUCUCAAUGAGUUGCCCUACUUGGAUGCUGUGAUCAAGGAAAUUCUUCGUCUAUAUACCAUUGUGCCCACCACGGGAAGGCAGACCACGUGCUCCACCAUCAUUGGCGGGCAACGCUAUUGUGCUGGCAUCACCCUCUGGAUAAAUAUGUAUGGCCUGGCCCAUGAUGCCAUCUAUUAUGCUGAGCCCUAUGACUUUAAGCCAGAACGUUGGCUAGCCUCUGGGUCGUCUCCUCCGCCUCCUUUCAGCUAUAUCCCCUUCUCGGGUGGACCACAUGUUUGCAUUGGUCGCCGUUACUCCCUGCUCCUAAUGAAACUGCUCACCGUUCGCAUUGUCCAAACAUUCCGGUUGAAGCUUCGACCAGAGGAUGAGGCCAAGGAUUUGAUCCUGCAAGCUCAGAUGGUGCUGAAGUCUCGCAAUGGCAUCCAUGUGGCAUUUGUAGAGCGCUCUUCACUCUGAUGGAUUUCUCUCAAGUCCGAAAAACAUUAAAUUUUUGUAGCCAAGUAAAAAAUA